Messenger RNA from Vidua chalybeata, 2460 nucleotides. RefSeq names its product tudor domain containing 5 (gene TDRD5). The record is from RefSeq and is a predicted model, not a curated record. Lineage: Eukaryota; Metazoa; Chordata; Aves; Passeriformes; Viduidae. Gene Ontology annotation, biological process: spermatogenesis. The coding region runs from base 5 to 1729 and encodes 574 amino acids. The transcript has 10 exons.
AGCGAUGGCGCCUACAGAGGCGUCGAAGCAGGUGCAGCUUAUGGAGGUGCUGAAGAAGGAAGUGAGGGCCAUGCUGAUAGCUGCCAAAGCGGGCUUGACGCCAGAGCAGCUGGAGGAGCAGUACAUGGCCGUGGUCUGCAAACCUCUCCCUCUGCGUGACCUGGGCUUCCAGUCCACCUUGGAGCUGGUGACACAAAUGCCUGAAGUUGUCCAAAUCUGUUCUCUUAAGGAUGGUGCUUUAAUACUGAAAGCCAUUGCAGAUGACUCCACCAAAGGGAUUGCCAAACUGGUUGCCAACCAGAAAGUAAAGACACGUAAGGCAUCAAAGAAAACUGCUACAAAGGCAAAUGCUACUUUUCCCACUAAGAACUCUAAGAAUCCACAGAAUUUCCAAACUCUGAGUGCUGGGACUUCUGUUCUGCCAGCAAUGGUGAAGGCUGAGCUGCAGGACCUGCUGAGCUCCUCACCGCUCCUGCUGGCAGACUUGGACAAGGCCUUCCUCAGACGCUUUGGCCGGGCGUUCCAGUACAGGCAGUACGGAUUUUUGUCCAUGUUUGAAGUUCUCAGGAGCAUGUCUGAUUCCAUUGUCGUUGAGCAGACAAAGGCAGGUUCCUUGCUGGUCCUGAGGAAGUACUUGGCAAGCAAGAUAGAACAGCGAGAGGCAUUUCAAGGUGAGGCUGAGGAAGAAGAGAUGCCUCAAAAUGAAGCUGAGGAGGAAGAGGAGCCUCAAGGUGAGGCUCAGGAAGAAGAGAUGCUGCAAGCAGCAUCUGCAGCUGAGAUGCCUCCUUUGGAACCCACCUGUGAGACAAAGAGGUGCUACCAGGCAGCAGUUCUGAUGGAUUCGGAGCCAGUGCAAACACAAGCAGUAGAUUUGGGUGAUCACCUCAAACAGCAUCAAGGUUUUGAGCAGUUUCCAGCGACUCCAGAAAUCCCUCCAGAUGCUGUUCAGGACAGAAGCCUUUGCAGUUUGCCACCUCUGAAGAGAAGGUGCUUGGUGGGAGUGAUUGUGGAAUGCGUCAUCUCUCCUAGCCAGUUCUACAUCCACAUCUGCAGCACGGAAGCAUCCUAUAAACUGCAGGAUCUGAUGUUUGAGAUGAGACACGUUUACUCACAUAAAGUUGCUUCUGAUAAAUACAUCAUGCCUGAGUCUGCAGUGCGGCCUGGACAGCUCUGCUGUGUCAUGGUCUCCAAGUGGUGGUACCGUGUCAUCAUCCACCGUGUGAUCAAUGACCAGGAGGUAGAGGUAUUCUGUGCAGACUAUGGACACCUCCAGAUUGUCCAGAAGUCUUGGCUGAGAUUCCUCAAGUGGCACUACUUGAAGCUGCCUGCUCAGGCCAUCCCCUGUUCCUUGGCAUGGGUAAAACCUGUGGAGGGUACGUGGUCCAGUGCAGCAAUUCUCCUGUUCAAGCAUCUCUGUCGCUUCAAGGAACUUGUGGGCAUCGUGGAUGAAUACGUGGAUGGUGUUCUGAAUCUCUUCCUAUGUGACACAUCCACCAAGGAGGAUGUCUACUUCCACUCUGUCUUGAGGGACAUGGGAUAUGCUGAUAUCUGUGGAGAAAACAUCCCUUCCCAGGAAUUUGAGGAACUGAAUCCUUCAGCCUUGUAUGUUCAGCCCAGUGGAAAGCAGGGAAAUGCUGAAGUGGUGGAGCCAGACCUUUGCUUGCAGCAGGAAUCUCGAGAUGCAGACAGUGGAACAGCAACCUUGAAGCUGAAUGGGGCUGAGGUGUGACCAGAUGAAGGAAACAUGAAGACCAACUCCUUCCCAGGAGUCUCGUGGUUGGCCUCUGCCAUGCUCUGGCAUUUGUGACCAAGGGCCACCUCAGGAACUGUGUCCCUCCUGCCCUCCUCUGCAGUGUUGGCAGCUGCAUGAUUGGCCACUUCAUAUGCCUUCUUCCAGUGGCUGCCCAGCCUGAGAAGGAAGGUGUGAUAGGAGGGGAGAAGCUGGAGCUGCUGCCAAGGAAGACUGGAGCAGCACAGGCUCUCUGUAUGACCCUGCUGUUGGGUUUUUUUUUUGUUCAGAAAUGUUUAAUCCCUUGAAAAAGCCUGGAGUGUGAUAUCUCAGGUGUGCCCAGCAUGUGUGACAAAUGUUAGUUUUACUUUCAGGAGAGUAGUUUGGUUUUGUUGUACCAGUGGCAUACUGAGUUACUGCUCUUUAAUAUAAUGGUUCAGGAGAACAUCCAAGUGUCACAUUGCGUUAUGUAUCCUUUAAGUUUAAGAGAGGGAAAUUGGCUGCCCAUCCCUCCUUCCUUCAGUGCAUGAGCUGUUUUGACAUUGUGUGGGGAGGUAAUUUUGGUUUUUAAUACAGUGGAUGCUCUACACACUCCUUGCUGUGAGGAGAGCCAAAGAAACCUCCUUCCCCAGGAAGAAGAGGCUGUGAUUUGUUGGAUGUCGCGUGUACAAAGUGUCAGGAAUCUCAUCUUAAAGAUACGGAAUAAAAUCUGUAAGGAAUCCAGUGAGAAA